Molecule: messenger RNA, 993 nt
Organism: Dicrocoelium dendriticum
Lineage: Eukaryota; Metazoa; Platyhelminthes; Trematoda; Plagiorchiida; Dicrocoeliidae
Source: the annotation of a GenBank genome assembly
CUUCCAUAAAUUCCGCUCUUCACACUGUCAUCAUUUUCUGCAUCGUUAGGAUCCCCGUUUGAAAGACUACAGAGAAGCAAAAUGUCUAUAUGCGAAAAGUCGGAAUCCGUGAAAGUUGUUGUCCGUUGUCGACCAAUGAACGAACGGGAAACAGCCGAUGGUCAUCAGUUGUGCGUUAAUAUUGAUGCUAAGAACGGCACAAUAGAGCUACAUAACCCUAGAAAGCGUGGCGAAGAACCACCUCGUAGAUUUACAUUUGACGCUGUUUACGAUGAAAAUUCAACGCAGCAAGAUUUGUAUGGCGAAACUUUUCGUGGCCUGAUUGAUAGUGUACUUGAAGGAUUUAAUGGAACAAUCUUUGCAUAUGGACAAACGGGCACUGGCAAAACAUUUACAAUUCAGGGUAUCGAGGAUAAUCCAGAACUUAGAGGAUUGAUGCCGAACUCAUUCGCUCACAUUUUUCAUCAUAUUUCACGGUCGAAAGAUGCACAAUAUUUGGUUCGAGCGAGCUACCUCGAAAUAUACAAGGAGGAGAUUCGUGACCUUCUGCAUCGGGACCAAGCAAAACGUUUGGAAAUUAGAGAGAAACCGGACGGUGGGAUAUAUGUUAAGGACUUGUCAUCUGUGCUUACCAAAAAUAUAGGCGAAAUCCAAAAGAUUAUGAACAUCGGCUAUCAGAACCGAGCAGUGGGUGCUACCAAUAUGAAUGAGCACAGUUCCCGAUCCCAUGCAAUUUUCAUCGUCACCAUCGAGUGCUGCAAGUUGGGCUCCGAUGGUGAAAAUCACAUCAGAGUUGGAAAGCUCAAUUUAGUUGAUCUGGCUGGUAGCGAACGUCAAUCAAAAACUCUGUCUGAGGGCGAUCGUCUCAAGGAGGCAACGAAGAUCAAUUUGAGUCUUUCUACUCUUGGCAACGUAAUAUCUGCUCUUGUUGACAGUAAAUGCACUCACAUUCCAUACCGGGAUUCAAAGCUGACUCGAUUACUUCAAGGUUAG